Messenger RNA from Sinocyclocheilus rhinocerous, 2984 nucleotides. RefSeq names its product YTH domain-containing family protein 1-like. Bases 451 to 1668 code for a protein of 405 amino acids. NCBI's taxonomy places the organism in Eukaryota, Metazoa, Chordata, Actinopteri, Cypriniformes, Cyprinidae. The record is from RefSeq and is a predicted model, not a curated record. The transcript is spliced from 7 exons.
AGUGAUAGCUUUUUUCCAAUUUUCUCAGGUUGAUCACCUCCGCGUGGCCACCCGGUCCAUGUGGCGUCAGUCCCUCCGCGCAGAUCCCGGAUGGAGCGGCCAUUGGGCGGAAGUGAACAGAGGUGCACAAUAACUGCGGGCUGGGAAGAGGAAAAAAUAUAUAUACACUUUGAAAUAAAUUUACACUCGGCGUGUGACAACGUUGGAUUAAACCCCAAAACCGCAGAGCCUCUGAUCCUCUCAGAAACAUCCUCAGGCUGGACUUUUAGUGCGCUCGAGAGGACCGGAUCGCCGAAAUCAAGUCGUGGAACUUGCUGAAAAAAGCGCAGUUCAGCCUGCACGGAGCCGAGAGGAACCCACGGGCUUCGGGUUACGCCGAGCACCCUCGCUGUUGCUUCUUUUUUCUUUGCAAGACUCUUGCUGAAUCUAAAGAGGCCCUCUUGAUGAAUUAUGUCUACCACCAGUAUUGACCCACAGACAUCCAAAGGGCAAGACGCUAAAGUGCAAAAUGGCUCUCUUCAUCAGAAGGAAACGGUCCACGACAAUGACUUUGAACCAUAUCUCACUGGCCAGUCUAAUCCGAAUAACAGUUACCAAUCAAUGACCGACCCAUACCUGUCUAGCUACUAUGCCCCCUCGAUUGGGUUCCCGUACCCCCUCAGCGAAGCCCCCUGGUCCACUGGCGGAGAUCCGCCAAUCCCGUACCUCACUCCUUACGCCCCCCUCAGCAAUGGGGAUCAUCACUUCAUGCAUGACACUGUGUUCGGACAGCCAGGGGGUCUGGGCAGUAGCAUCUAUCCACACCGCUUUAACUUUUUCCCUGAAAACCCAGCAUUUUCUGCCUGGGGUACAAGCGGCUCCCAGGGCCAGCAGACUCAGAGUUCUGCUUACGGGGGCAGUUACAGUUACCCGCCCAGUUCAUUAGGUGGCACCCUGGUACCCGAUGGGCAAACGGGCUUCCCAAGCGACACCCUGAAUAAGGCGCCCGGUAUGAAUAGUUUAGAGCAGGGUAUGGUAGGGUUGAAGAUUGGCGGUGAUAUGACUGGAGGUGGGUCCGGAGUGAAGACGGUGGGCUCGGUGAUCGGUGGAGGGCCGGUGGCCACGGGUAACGGCGGGACUCCAAUCGGGAUGCCGCCUCCCAAACCCACGUCCUGGGCAGCCAUUGCGAGCAAACCGGCCAAGCCUCAGCAACUGAAAGUCAAGAGCAAGCCGGGGAUGCCCAUGGCUGGAGGCACCCUGCCCCCACCACCCAUCAAACACAACAUGGACAUUGGCACCUGGGAUAAUAAGGGGCCUGUGACUAAAGUGGCCUCACCACUGCCACCCCACCACCAGCAGCAGCCUCUGCUCCACUCCCAGGGUCACCUACCGCCUCACCAUCACGGGCUCCCGCCCCCACCUCAGCCCCCUAUACCGUCUGCCCAAUCACUUGCUCAGCAGAUGGCGAUGCAAGGUCCGCCCCCUCCACAAAAUGAGCCUAUUUUCAAAAAUAGUGGACUGCAGGAAAGUGGAUCUUCUGGGCCAGAUUUGAGGAUCCCUGACGUAGACUCACAGGCACAACAAACAGAGCCAAUUCUGAGAGAAAUAAAGCACACGAACCUAGAGCCUGCUCCUCUCCAGAACCGAUCCCGACUUGAUCAAGAACGCCAGAACCGAAAUAAACAAUAGAAGGCUGCCCCCUACAUAUGAUGAGCAGUUGUUUUAGGACUGACCAUUUGAAAAUUAAAUUUAAAGAGGACACAAGAUGAAAUAUAAAAAAAUAAACAAUCAUUAUGUUUUUCUAUUUAAUUCUGGUGACUUCAGCCAGCAUCAGACUCGAGCCUCUGCGCCUCCGGCUUCACCUGUGGGGGCUGAAGUCGAUUAGCACCUCUCAACGUGGCGUCCUCAUUUUGAUUUCUUUUUUUUCUCUCUCUUCUUUUCUGUCGUUUGGUAUUGUUUUCAUACACCUCCCUCCCCCCUUUGACCAACUGAUAUCUGCACAAGUCUUUUAUUUCGUCCUAUAUUUUUGUUUCUUCAGCCCCACUGCUCCUCAUCAUGCCCUUCAGAGUUGGUUAAAUGAGUGGGUAGUGAAUUCUGUGAUGUAUGUAUGUGUGUGUAUCAGGAGGGAUGAUGGUGGUGUAUGUUAGUCAUGUGAUAUGGCAGAGGUAAGGGAGUGGGGGGUGUUCAGAUUCGAUCUGGUUUUGGGGGACAUCUCCAGCAUCAGUAACUGUAAUGGGCCAGUUUUAUGUUCUGUAGAUCCAGAGUGGUUUGAACCCAUUUGUGGAGAAUCGUGCAACUGCAUAGAAGGGACGAUGACAUGUCUUGACAAGAUAAUGUUAUAAAAAAAAAAAAUAAUAAUAUUUUUGAAUUAUGUAACACUUGACAUUUUGUUCAGUGACAAGCCACUUAUGUCACAGGUUUUGUUUUUUCUUUUCUGUUUUUCCUGCUUGGAGCCUUAACAUUUUAAAGCUACGGAAACCGUUUAAUAAUGGCUGUUCUAUACCUCAAUUGAAACAGCGUUAUCAGGGAGACGACAUCCCAUGCAUCCUUAACCAAGGGAAGUCAACAUUGUCACUGGCUGGACUAAAAACAAAACAAACACAAAAAAAAGGAAAGUAAAAGUAAUGUUUUCAUUGCGGUUCAGAUCCUAGUGCUCAGACUCUGUUCACAUACACACUUAAUGUUUAAAGAGCAGAAAUGUAACUACUUAUUGUUCCAACCCCGCCCAGCAGAGGUCGCGGUUUCUUUAAGCCAAUCUGAGAGAUGUAGCAAUUCAUUGCUUUUUAUUUGAAAUCACUUUAGAUACAUCACCUUUUUUUUGUUCUUUGUCCUUUCUUAUUUCAGAUUUCAUUUUAUCGCUUUUUUCCUCCCCCAUGUCCUCAGUAUAUUGCUAAGCUUUAACGUAGGAUCAUAUAAUUAUAACAAUAACGAAGAACGCCUCAAAUGUGUAACCUGAAAAUGAAUGUUACUAAAUUACUGUUAAAAGUAAGAAAACAAACAAAAAA